GCCCGCUUCCGCCCUGAAGUGCGGGCCGGGGCGCGGCGGGCGGAGCGGGCGGGUUUGAAUCGGUGCCGUUCCCGGUCCGGGGAUGCCAUGGACUUUUCGGAGCUGUUCAAGCUCUCCGGGCUGCUCGGCAGGUUCUCCCCCGACGGGAAGUGCUUGGCUUCCUGUGUGCAGUACCGACUGAUCAUUCGGGACGUGAAUACCCUCCAGAUCCUUCAGCUGUACACUUGCCUGGACCAGAUUCAGUACAUAGAAUGGUCAUCUGAUUCUCUUUUUAUAUUGUGUGCCAUGUACAAGCGAGGGAUUGUUCAGGUCUGGUCCUUGGAGCAGCCAGACUGGCACUGUAAGAUAGAUGAAGGGUCAGCAGGAUUGGUGGCUUCAUGUUGGAGUCCGGAUGGUCGUCACAUUCUCAAUACAACGGAGUUUCAUCUGCGGAUAACUGUAUGGUCCUUGUGUACAAAAUCUGUAUCUUACAUCAAGUAUCCCAAAGCUUGUCAGCAGGGGAUAGCUUUCACCAAGGAUGGCCGCUAUAUGGCAGUAGCAGAAAGACGUGACUGCAAAGACUUUGUCAGCCUCUUUGUGUGCAGUAACUGGCAGCUGCUGAGGCAUUUUGACACUGAAACACAAGAUCUGUUUGGAAUUGAGUGGGCUCCCAAUGGCUGUAUUCUGGCAGUGUGGGACACAUGUCUUGAGUACAAAAUAUUGCUGUACUCCCUUGAUGGCAGGCUGCUGUCCACAUAUCAGGCUUAUGAAUGGUCAUUAGGCAUAAAAUCCAUUGCCUGGAGUCCCAGCAGUCAGUUUUUGGCAAUUGGCAGCUAUGACGAAAAGGUGCGUAUCUUGAAUCAUGUAACUUGGAAAAAGAUCACAGAGUUUGAACAUCCAGCAACUGUUACUAACACAAAGACUAUUGUAUAUAAAGAAGUGGAGAAAUCCCCAUCUGUUGAAACAGAGAGAUUUUCUUUCCCUCCGACAAGAGCAUUGGCUAGUUCUGUCUUCAGCACCCAAAGUAAAUAUGACAUUUCCCAGGUGCCAGUCUCUUUCCAGUACAUCAAACCUGUUGCUGAUAGGGCUAAUCCCAAAAUGGGGAUUGGGAUGUUGGCGUUCAGUCCAGAUAACUGUUUCCUGGCAACCAGAAAUGAUAACAUUCCUAAUGCUGUCUGGAUCUGGGACAUUCAAAAACUGAAACUGUUUGUAGUGUUAGAGCAGCUGUGUGCCAUCCAGUCCUUCCAGUGGGAUCCACGACAACCUCGACUUGCUGUAUGUACAGGAAAUAGCAAAGUCUACCUAUGGUCCCCAGCUGGAUGUGUGUCAGUACAAGUUCCAACAGAAGGUGACUUCCAGAUUGUUUCUCUCUGUUGGCAUCCUAGUGGAGAUUCCAUGGCACUUCUGAAGAUUGAGGCUGUCAAAAUGAAUGAAGUUGGGGACAUUUACCUUUACUGAAAGGUAACAAUGAAGCAGAUACCUUAGAAAAGGCAUUGAGAGGUGCAUGCAACUUGUUGCAUUCCACUGUUAUUUCAGCUUUGUGUAAGUUUCAGAAACACACAUCAAGGUCAAAAAAAAAAGCUACUGCAGCACAGUAUUUAUUCAGCAUUGUAGCUGUGCAGACAUAUUCCCAUAAAACCAUGUGUAUAGGAGAUCACAGACAAUGACGAAGCUUGUUACAGUAACCUCAUGAGCACUUCUGGUUAUAGUAUCUCUCCCCUGCUUCUGAAAUUCAGUACUGGAGGUUUGUAUGAGGUUCAGUGUAAGAAUGUAUAAAUCAAGAUUGACAUACAAUGCUCAGAAGAUCUAUCUGUCUCUGUUAGGAGGUCCCGUGCUGCUGCUGGGCCAAACUAGAGAGGAUUUAAGAAAAUUGCUAUGAGUGUAAAUGUGAUCAAAGUAGGGUUACUCUUAUAAAACUGUCCCGAAAAAUAACAGCUCUGAAGGCAAAUGUUUGCAAUGCUUUUGGCAAUACGCUCUCAAGACAGUCUUUAUGGCUGCAGCAAAAGAUGGUACGAAAUAGCAACUCAGAUUCAGUUGAGAGAAGGAGCUACUUCUACAGAAAGCUAAUAAAUAUAUAUUCAGCCAUGUGCCUGUUGAUAAAGUAAUAGUUCACAUACCCUCCUUCUGAGCAGAUGUAACAAGAUUUGCUGGCUCUUUUGCUAAAGAAUGCCUGUUAUGAAUCCUGAAAGCUGUGUCAGUCAGUCAUCAAUGUGCUAAGGUCACUGUAACUGGGAGACACUGAAACCUCUUUAAGCAAUACAAAUCAAUCCCAAGCACACCACGUGAUUUAGAGGUACAACUGUCAUAUGGCACAGUAUUUUGGACAUUGUUUGCAGCAGAUACUGAUUGCACAGAUUAACAGGGAAGAAUGUGUAGUUAGAAAUGGAAGAGGAAACAGCACUGCUUGCUGGCCCUGUGUAAGAGCUGUUAGUUAGCUAUAAAAUACAGGCAUGACACCACUGUGUGUCUGCUUCAGCUCCCUCUGCAUCGUGCAUUCUUCUCUCCAUAACAACCAGAGCCUCCUGUGAACUGCUGGUUCUGCAACCACCCCCUUUCCUUCCUGUAAUGUCUUUGCUUUGCUUAUCAAAUAUGGUGUGCUCUCCCCAAGAGCCUGACAUAAAAUCACUUUCCCUUUAAAAAGACCAAAUGCUAUGCAUUUUAAAACCCAAUUUUGCCUCUUGUCAUGGAGUAGCCAAGCUUGGCCUCGUUGUUGAUGAAGGACAUCAAUCCCACAUAUGUCUCAAUCAGAAGAGGCCGCUCCAGCACCAGGACACCGUUGGCCCUUCCUGGCAAUGGCCACUCCUUGUGAGCUUUCUUCACAGCCUGGAUGAGCUGAGUUUUAAAGUUUUCCAACUGAAAGAUUAAAACAAAAGUAAUAAUCA
Gallus gallus (chicken) is the source of this 2861-nucleotide messenger RNA. It is a transcript of the gene WRAP73, whose product is annotated as WD repeat containing, antisense to TP73. Gene Ontology annotation, cellular component: microtubule organizing center; mitotic spindle; MWP complex. Gene Ontology annotation, biological process: mitotic sister chromatid segregation; microtubule anchoring at mitotic spindle pole body; protein localization to mitotic spindle pole body. The record is from RefSeq and is a predicted model, not a curated record. Gene Ontology annotation, molecular function: protein binding. The coding region runs from base 88 to 1437 and encodes 449 amino acids. Lineage: Eukaryota; Metazoa; Chordata; Aves; Galliformes; Phasianidae. The transcript is spliced from 13 exons.